This is a messenger RNA of Panicum virgatum (switchgrass), 2490 nucleotides long. RefSeq lists its product as uncharacterized. The record is from RefSeq and is a predicted model, not a curated record. Bases 935 to 2104 code for a protein of 389 amino acids. NCBI's taxonomy places the organism in Eukaryota, Viridiplantae, Streptophyta, Magnoliopsida, Poales, Poaceae. Gene Ontology annotation, molecular function: protein binding. The transcript has 7 exons.
CCUUGAUUUGGUUGGUUGCCUCGAGUAGCGUUUGGACUUGGGCCGAUGGGUGCAAAAGGUCUUCUCCAGUCUGGCUCCUAAGAUGCAAAAAAUCUACCUAUAUAUCCAUGUCGCCGCCGCUCCUAGUGGCUCACUCACCACUCUUUGCCUCGACCAGUGGAGAUUUGUCGAGGAAUCUGUGCGCGUAGGCAAGUGAUUUCUAUGAGUGGAAAUUUCUCAAGAUAUCCGUGCGUGCAGCCCCCAAAUUGGAUCUGGAUUCACUAUCAUGGGGUUGUGGUACAGUGAUUGCUUGGUCACUAGAAGAUAAAAAAGGCAAGUUUUCUUUGUGAUGAAUUUCAAUUUAUGCUUCCUUCUUGUCAGUUUCUCAAGAUCGUACUGGUUAAUUGUUUAGGAUUGGAGAUCUGCCUCUCCUCCAUCUCUUCCCCCUGGUUCACUGCUGCUCCUAUUGUGACUCUCACCUCAUAGGCUUGGGCAGUUCCUCAGCAUCGUGAAGCUGGUCCAAUCCAAGUACCCAACGAAGUGGCACCCACCGGGCCACCCGCUUGGUCAUCGGGCUGUUGGAUCCACCUCGAGCACGCACGCAAGCAAUUUCUCUCUUUUCGUUGAUUUCACUCGAAUUGUCUUAGAAGGUCUGAAAAGUUAUGGAAUCCAUUGCUUCUCAUCUCAACCGUGCAGUUCCUACUAGAUCCGAGUUGCUUGGUUGUUUUUGAAGGUAAAAAAGGAUUGGAGAUUCGCCGUUCCUCCAUCUCCUCCCCUAGCAUCCUGCUGCUUCUAUUGUGGAUUUCAGCUCCCUCUCCACUAGGCUUCCUGCUGAAGAGCACCUCGCUGCGAUAAAAAAAAAAAAAAGCAUAAACCUCGCUGUCGAGCACCUCGCGUGCAAGCCGUCGCGUCCACCCGCCCGCCCCUCGCUGUCGAGCACCUUGCGUGCACGGCGAUGCCACCCACCACUGCGCACCGGCGCCGGCGGAGGCGCAGUCCCAGGCCCAGGCCCAGGCGCAUCCCCCGCUCCCCAGCGCAGCUUGUGGAAGACACCGUCGGCGAGAUCCUACUCCGCCUCCCGCCCAACGACCCCGCGAGCCUCGUCCGCGCCUCCGCCGUCUGCAAGACCUGGCGCCGCGCCCUCGCCGACCCCACCUUCCCUGCCCGCUACCGCGCGUUCCACCGGACGCCUCCCGUGCUUGGCAUCUUCUGGGGGGACGCGGUCUUGGUCCCCACCACGUCGUUCCGCCCGCCCGCCGCCGACCACAGCGACUGCAACGUGCUUGACUGCCGCCACGGCCGCGUGCUCCUCGAGAAUCCAUCCGGGGGCCUCUUCGUCUGGGACCCUAUCACUGGCGACCUGCGCCGCCUCCCGCCGGUGCCCGACAUCUUCUCUCUCGUCUGCAAUGGCGCGGUGCUCUGCGCCGCGGGCGCCCGCUGCGACCACCUCGCCUGCCACGGGGAUGCCUUCCUCGUGGCCUUAGUGGGCGCCGGCAUCGACGGGGUAGUGCAUGCUUGCCACUACUCGUCGGAGACCGGUGCGUGGAGCGCUCUCACCUUCGCCCUGAUCGAGUACAUUUACCUCCCGCCGGAUCACUCCAACACCACCUGCAUCACCGUCGACAAUGUGCCCGCCGCGCUCGUGGGGGACGCUCUCUACUUCAUCGGCGACUUCGGCAAUGAGAUCCUGCGGUACGACCUGGUCGGGGAAAACCUCGGCGUGGUCGACCCGCCGGACGUGGAGACCUGCUACGACGGCGUCGUUGUCAUGCCGGAGGAGAACGGCAGGCUGGGAUUCGCCUUCGUGAAAGCCAACAGCCUCCAUCUGUGGCUGAUGGAGACAGGCCCUGAUGGAUUCGGCCGAUGGGAAAAGCGCAGGGUCAUCGAUCUGGAGACGCUGUUCCCAGUGUUCAACCUCUCACCAUAUUUGACUGGUUUUGUGGAUGCAAUCAACUGCAUUGUUAUGACAACAGAUGAUGCAGUUUACACCAUUGAGCUCGAGUCAUUACUGACAAGGAAGGUGUGCAAGACGGAGAAGCCCUACUGUUGCUGUCUCUACACUAGUUUCUACAUUCCAACAUGUGCUAGUGGAGUACUUCCAGCAUCUGUGGCUAAUGGAGACUGAGUGAUCUUCCGUGAGUCAUUUGAGGACAUAACCAGGCAAAUCCAUCACUGUGCAGUGCUGAUGCUGUCCAGUGUUUUAUUUCCUACUGAGCAUUUGAACAAAUCUACCAUCCUGCAGAGCUGAGGCUUUCCAGUUUCCAGUACUUUGAUACUUAUUGAGAAAGUUUCAGUGAAGAAUAGUAUCAGUUAUCUUGGUCGACUAGCAUUCUUCAAAUCAAUUUUUUUUGUUUGUAUGAAUCAAAAACUAUGAUUCAGUUUAUUGCAGUCAUGAGUCUUUUUUCGGUCCGUGUGUGGUGCAACCACUAGGAACUAAAUAUGCAAUGCUUUGCUUGAAAACUGAAUUACUGCUGUUCAAUUUGGACAAGGUUCCAAAAUAUCAGUUCAUCA